Molecule: messenger RNA, 3120 nt
Organism: Ooceraea biroi (clonal raider ant)
Lineage: Eukaryota; Metazoa; Arthropoda; Insecta; Hymenoptera; Formicidae
Gene: l(2)41Ab
Product: lethal (2) 41Ab
Biological process (GO): axoneme assembly
Cellular component (GO): cytoplasm
Source: RefSeq, a predicted model, not a curated record
CGUUUACACCUGAUGGGUUUUCACGCGUGUGAAACUACGUAAAAUCACUUCCCCAUGUAUCGUUUGUCAGUAAUAUGUCUCUAUAAAUUUUGACAUUUCCUAUUCGUUUCGUGGACUUACGUUUCGUCGAUAAUAAGUAAACUCUCUCUGUUUGAGAGCGUACCGAGACAAAUAACGCAAUUACAUAUCUUUCUUACUUAUGUCAUGUGACGUUAUGUUAUUCUCCAUGGCUACGAGCGGCUACACAUAUAUACGCGGUUUGAAUCAACGAGGAUUCAUCGAUCCAACUUGAUGCGAUGCAGACGUUUUCCUAGUUUGAUUCGAAGAUAGAAAACCUCUUUUAUAAAGAGUGCGUGCGACACGCGAUACCGUUCUACGAUGAAUACCUCGACCGUACAUGCGAGUGACAGGUUAGCUUCGUCAUCUCCAGGUACGGCGUUUAACGCUCGCAACAUGGAACAAGCGGCAAUCGAGCUCGGUAAAAGGAGCAAAAAUUUGUGGACAGAUGCAAAGCAACCUGGAGAAAUGGAGGUGCCGAAUGUUCUGGAUCCAGACGACUCCUUGAUGAAGAGAUUCCAGGAUGCUCUGCGAGAGCACCUUGUUCGCGUCGACGGCAGAUUGAGCAGCGAAAUAUCAGAGCUCGAAGCCCAAAUAAGAUCAAUGGAAAAGGAAUACGAAGCGGAGGGUCUACGAUUGUAUCGCGAUCAACAGGAAAUAGCGCAACAGCAAAUGACGAUUGAGAAGUAUCAAAACAUGAUAACGAACAUAGUUUCGUUGCGCGAAGGGAAGGAUUCGCACGUGAGGGAAGCCAAGGAGAUUCACCGGGCCAUGCGCAUUAAAUUAUUGGACGAAAAAAGGAAAGAGGAGAACCUCGUGCAUGAAUUGGAGCAACUUGCGGCUUUACAAGCGCAGUUCUCGCAAUGGCAGACAGAGUUGGCGAGCAACUUGGCAGUUUCCAAGCGAGCGUCAAGCAAGAACAAGGUGCUCCAGCGAGAGCUGAUCGCUCGGAAGCAACAAAAGGAUUGCAUAAUAUUCAAGCUCAUGGAGGAAGUGUGGAGAGUCAAGACGGAGAUUGCUAGUUUGGAUGUGCAAUUACAAUUGAAAAACAAGGAGAAAAUUGAGAUAAGCCGGAUGAUCGCCGACGCUAAUGCCGAUCUCGAAGCGUUACACAGACAACACGUGAAUUUAUGCGACGCUUGGAAUUCCGUUGUGUCAAAUAUCGCUAAGCGGAAUAAAGUUUACGAGCAACUAAACACGGAGCGUGAAAAGAUACGCGAGUCCUUCAAUACAUUGCACACAGAAAUGGAAAUGCUAAAGAAGAAAACUGCUCAAGAGACGGAGAACAAUGAGAAUCUGACUUCGGUUCAUGUGCGAGUAGAGGACAACGUACGGGUCAAUUCGAGACUAGUAGAUACGGAAAGUGACAAGCUCGAUCACUUGCAAUCGGAAUUAGUAAAAAUGGCAAAAUUUAGCGAACAGGAACAACGUGAAUUUGAUUCGGUUCACGGCGAAUGGCAAUGUUCGUUGUACGAAGAAGAGGAAGCUGACAAAGAAUUUGCAAGAUUUCUGAUUCAACAGAACGAACUGGAAGACACGAUAUACAGGCAGCUCGAGGAAAAAGUGUCGCACGACAAAGCGGCGCGAUAUUUGAAUAAAUUAUUAUUGGGUACGAAAGAGACGAUGCAGGAACAGGAAUUGCUAUUGGCGGAAACGGAAAACUCGUACGGCAGCAAGUUAUUGGAAUUGGAACGGCUGAAUUUGCAGAUUUCUCUGGAAAAGGUGGAAUUGGGAGAGCUAGUUCAAGGUAACGCUGCAAAGGGAAAGCAGGUGGACGAGAUCCAGAAGGAGAUGAAGAAACAUGAUACGGGGAUCGAGAGGAAACGAGUAAAGCUCCUUGCUUUGAGCAAAACUAUCGAGGAGAUGUUAUCGCACACGGGCGGGGAAGAGAUCAAUCCGCUGGACAUGAAAAUAAUAACGUUGCAAAAGGACGUAGAGGAGAUGGAACGAGGUAAUCGGAAGGCGCAGCAGUUCUGGAUCCGCCGAGAGGGGCACAUGAUCACCCUGAGCCAGCAGAGAGAUUCGCAAUUGCGAGAGCUCGGUCUUCUUAACAGGGAGAUUAUGAUAAUGGAUCAAAAGAAUUUGAAGCUGGAGCAUGCCUUGGAAAUGCUCAACAGAGAGGAAUCGAACAUGGAGAGGAUAUUAAACCUGCUGCAGCAAAGAGCGACGCAGAUGAGCACGCAAUUGAUGGUACAGAAAGAACUGAAGGAGCAGUUAGAAGAUAAAACGGUCGUUACGAAAAUCGCGGGAUUGCAAUCUCUCCGGGAAGCGGAAUUAAACUUGAUAAAGCUGCGGACCGACUUGAAGCAGUUGUACGAGGAAAAGGCAUUUUUGCAGGACGAUCUAGAUGCGGUAAAGCAAGAAAGUUUGUCAUGGGAGAAAAAGGUGCAAUUGACACAAGAAGCUGUAAAGAAAUUGAGAGAGGAGCGUAGUAGCGGUGGCGACAUCGCAGUGAUGAAAAGCGAGAUUCAUAAAAUGGAGAUGCGUCUGUCGCAUUUGCGUAGAAUACAGGAGAAGUUGAUUCACGAUAUGGAGUUUUGCGUGACGCGAAGGGACAUUAUACUGGAUAAAGUAAUGAGCACGUUCAAAAAGGAUCCGAAAGGACGACACAAUCAGAAAGUGAUAUUCACCAAGCGACUCGCCGAUCAAAAGCUGAAGAUCAAGCAAAUCGCGAAAGACGCGAGAAACGUUCAAAGCAGGAUACUCGAGUUGGAAAGUCAAAUAAAGAGUGCACUAGAGAAAUGCAACGAGUCGCAGACAGUGUUGAAAAUGAUAAAAGAUGUAAUGCCAGACGUCGAUCAGGGAAUCGUACAAAAAGAAGCUGUUAAAUAUUACAAUUUGCAGGUGUUAGUGUUCAAGCAGCGAAAAUCAAAGAUGCUUCAGGAUAUUAAAAGCGGUAGAUACAGGAUGAUAUUCAAGAGUGACGCUACGCUGAGCGAAGAAUUCCAGAACGAAGAGAUUCUUCGCGAUUACUUGAAAAACGUGAUGGAACGGACGAGACAAGACUUUCCUCUAUUGCAAAAUAGCGUUCAAAAAAUACUUUUGACAUUAGACAUAUUAUAA